AAUCUUUAUUGUUUUUGUUAGAAUUAUUAAUUUGCUAUGCCCGUGCUUUCUUAUUGCAAAGCCUUCAAAGCUCUUCCCUCUUUCUUUUCUUUUCCAGCCCCCACACCCAGAACAAAGCCUUCUCCCAGCCCCACAACCAGAACAACACCAACCGCCUCACCCUCCACAACUACUAAAACCACUGUGUCCACAGAGUCGUCCACGGCCAGCACGCCAAAGACAACCCCAACCCCCACAACACCCAAACCCACCACCAGGACCACAUCUCCCUCCACCACAUCGACCUCUCACCCUACCACUCCAACCACCCCCACCACAACCUCCACCAAAUCUACUCCAACAAGCACGCACACCCCAACUACCACAAUAUCGCCCAUCACCCCCUUGCCAACCGUCACUCCGAUGCCACCGACGACACCCACACCCGUCUCCUCCACGGCAACGCCUACAGUCACCUAUACCACUCCGCUAAGCACCACCACUCCCACCACCACUACACCAACCACCACGGAAACGACCACGCCUCCAUCCACAACGACCACUUCGACUACAACUCACCCCGUCACCACCACAGAAACAACCCACAGUACCGUCACGACACACACCCCACCAGGUAAGGACCUAUCUCAGGAGGGAAGUCCCCUGUAUCCUUAUUUGCCUCUCUUUUGAAUGU
Molecule: messenger RNA, 673 nt
Organism: Anolis carolinensis (green anole)
Lineage: Eukaryota; Metazoa; Chordata; Lepidosauria; Squamata; Anolidae
Exons: 2
Coding region: 37-669 (210 amino acids)
Source: RefSeq, a predicted model, not a curated record